This is a messenger RNA of Micromonas pusilla CCMP1545, 822 nucleotides long. RefSeq lists its product as uncharacterized. NCBI's taxonomy places the organism in Eukaryota, Viridiplantae, Chlorophyta, Mamiellophyceae, Mamiellales, Mamiellaceae. The record is from RefSeq and is a predicted model, not a curated record. The coding region runs from base 1 to 822 and encodes 273 amino acids. Gene Ontology annotation, molecular function: protein binding. The transcript has a single exon.
AUGAAGACCCGCGCCGCUUCGAUCCGCGACCGCGUCGGUCCGUUCGACGACAUCUCCGAGGAUCUCGCGUGCCUCGUGCUCGCGCGCGUCGACGACGUGAAGUCCAGAUACGCGCUCGCCGCGACUUCGAAAGUGUGGAAGGACGCGUCGACGCGAGAGGAGAGCCUUCCCCCCGCGGACGUCAUGAUAGGCUUCGCUCGCGAGUGCGAAGGCGCGGAAGAGACCGUCGAAUGGUUGAAAAAAGCCACCGCGAAGUGCAGCCCGGAAGCGACGUACCGCCUCGGUAUGGUGUACUUGCACGGCGAAAGCUUCCCCGACGGGUUCUACAAAAAAUACUCGAACCCUCUUGUCGGGUUCGAACUCGUGAGAGCGUCCGCAGAGGCGGGGUUCGAGCGCGCCGUGCACCACGUCGGCGUAUGCUACCUGUGGGGUAUCGGCGUGGAAGAGGACAAAUGGAUGGCAACGCAGUGGUUUCUGAAACUAGGGACGGCGCUCCAAGGCAAGGGUGUGUACGAGCUCGGUACUCUGCUCUUACGCGGCGAAGGCGGCUUCACGAAAAAUCACCAGUUGGGGUGGAGGCUGUAUAAGGAGGCCGCGAAGCUGGGAUGCGCGGACGCCGCGUGCGAGCUCGGGAUCUGCUACUGGUACGGUAGUUACUAUCAAGUUAACCGUACAAAGGCGGAAGAGUAUCUCCUAUUCGCGGCGAAAAACGGAAGCUGCGAAGCAGCCUUGGUGGCGGAAGAACUCGGGCUCUGCGACGGCGACGUCAUGGCCCAGUGCGAAGCGGCGCUCAAGGCGUCGACCGCGUGGGGGAAGCUUUGA